AUGGAUUCCGAGCAAGCUAAAGCAGGAUUUUCAAUCUCAAAUCUUCUUGGCUUCGAUCGAGCACAAGCCGAACAACCAGAAAACUCUGACAAUAGACAUCAGUUAAACCUUUCGGAAAAUACAGGUGAGAGAGAACGACUUUUUGUUCGUUACUUUACCCAAACGUUUAACAUUUUACUCCAUAAAACAUUUUCUGAUGUCUCAAAGGUUUUUAUACCUACAAGAAAUCGGUUGAAUCUUUCAUUCUGAAAAACGCAAAUCAAAAACAUAACUAACACGCAUAUAAAUAGGUUCGGGCCACCUUAAAGGCAAGUCUAGAAUUUCACGAUUUCUACCGUUUGAACAGGCUUCAAAAAGAAUGACAAAAUGUGAAAUCACUUAUCGCAGUGUUCGAAAUCUUACCAAGACAAGUAAUAAAACACAUCGAUGCCUUAAUUUUGAAGUCUUUGGCAACAUGGAUUCUAACGGACUUAUGGACAAAUGACAAAGUUCCUAUGCCGAUAUAACAACUAAAAAUAUAUAUUUGUUAAAGGUUAAACCAAAGGUAACUUGUUCCCCCUUAGUGCAAGUUAUUAUGGACACUUGCUAAAACUCCUUAGAACGCUAACGGAGCCACUAAAAACCACUGCUUCAUAAAACAGCUCUUCCACACUCUGAAAAGUGAUUAUCAGAUCUCCGACUGCAUGAUCGAUCGUGCCAUAGAAGAUCUCUGAAUUGCUUUCGUUUGAAAGUUUAUAUUUAAAUAUGAAUUUUACCCACCUAUUCAGAGUAGUACAAGACAAUAUCACAUUGAAAGGUCUCGAUUGGCUAAAACUCCCUUGACAUGAUGUAUAACAAAGGAUCGAAACGGAAGAAUAUCUGAUAAAACCAUUCUUAUCUUGUGAUUACAAGCACCCAGAGAAGCAAAAAAGAAAAAAAAAGUAGUAUAAGAUUCAUAAUAUUUGAUAGAAUGAAAAAACCCGUGCAAGGACUAAAAGUCGUACCGUCUUGGCUUUAGCUCAUCGCAUUACUCGAAAGAUAAACUGGCCGAAGAAAUAAUUUUGAAACCUUUGAUCCACUUAGCUUGUAAAUAAAAGAGAUUUUCAGGAGGUGAAAUAUUUUGGGGCACAAAUUUAAACGUAGGACAAGACAACAACACACUUUGUUCCCAAAUAUUAGCUCAUUAGUAGGGCGGGACUAAUUAACGCGAAGCACUCUCCCGGGAAUUAUAAUCAACAGCCUUCAAUAAAAUAAAAAUUAAGAGGCCAAAAAAUUAAAGAAAGACCAGACCAAAAACAUGAAGCCUUUGUUGUCUCCUCAUCUGCUGGGAAAAUUGUGAUCAGUAACUAGGUAUGCAGUCAAGCGUACUCUUCAUUACAAAUGUAGGCAAAUAUGUGUUACGCUGUUGCUAAACUUAUGAUUAUUGGAAAUAAUUGGAGUGCGUUGUAUUGAUCGUAUUUCGGAAUAAGAAGACGCUACAAAAGUUUUGUUGCAAAUCUCUUGUGUCGUAAUUUUUGGACCACUUAAACGCUACAUACAGCGGAAUAUUUUAUUUCAACGAGAUUUCUAGAUAUUGCGAUGCAAUGAACGCCAAAAUAAAUGAUUUCUAGAGUUUAUUCCGUCCAUUUAUUGUUAUUACGGAAUACGGUCAAACGAACACGCCCUUAUUCGACAACCAAGUUAAGUAUACUUUGGGCAUAGUCUAAAAGACAUGGAUAAACUAAAGAAGAAACGAGUCCAUUGUAAAUCAAACCCUUCUGGGUUUAACUUUUGAAGAGUGAAUUUCAAUUCGAUUCAAUUCCACAUAACCUAAUGAGGCAAACAAGAGAUAAAGUGAAAAAGAUUUUUUGCUAUAAAUGUUCAUGAUUCAAGUCUCUUUCAUAUCAACAGAUAAGCAAGGACCCAGCAACAAAAAUGUAAAGAAAUCAGAGAAGGCCGAAAGACAAUCAAAGAGGAUCAAGAGGAACCUGAAUGCAGGGGCAGAAGACAGUGAAAAGAGAUACCGAGCAACCUUUGAUAAGUCCCAGAUUUACCAGAUGGAAAGAGUAUUUCUUCUUAAUCACUACCCUGAUGUGGCUGCCAGAUCUGACCUUUCGAAAAGCACAGGCUUAUCAGAAGCCCAAGUUCAGGUCAGGAGACAUUUUUGUUGGUCUUAAAUGCGGUAUCUUUAACUUUGCCUUUAAGUGACGCGGGGUGAUUAAGUGUCUUGCUGAAAAGCUGUUAGAAAAUGAUGUGACCCAAAUUGGCUCUAAGGACACCCAGAAGCAAUAUGAAUUUAUUGAUAUCUUUCGGGGUAGUAAAUUCAGUUACCUAAUACGGGGUAUGAGUAAGUGCUGUAAGUCUCAGGACACACUCAGACCUGACACGGAAUUUUACAUAUGCAUUUGACGAGAAGUCUACCAACUUGAAACCCCGCAUAGGUUUUGAAAUCUGCUCUUUUAUAGACUUUGUCAAGACAUUCAAGCUUUUUAUUUAAACCUCGAUUUUAAUUAUUUGACCAACCCCCACAGACAGACAAUCCCACACGUUGUGUUUCCCCGGACAAUCACUGAAUCUUUGUUUUGUUUAAAAACAGAUCUGGUUCCAGAACAGAAGAGCGAAAUGGCGUAAGCAACAGCGAAAGCGCCGUCACGAUGUUCCAACAAUCUUCGGCUUGGGAUACCCUAGUCAUCUGGCGCGUUACUGCGGCGGAUUCGAACCUUACAGUCUAUUCCCGUACGAGUAUUACAACACCGACUUCUGGACAUGCGCACGACAGCAAGUAGCAGCACUUCACUUUGCCUCGCUUCCAAGCGCAAUCACACCACUAGCGCCCAGUCCUAACGGUUCGUGCUCACCAAAGUCCACCGACUCAGCAACGUCAGGCCCAGAGGAGGUUAAAAACGAAGCUGAGAAUUUGGAAAUUCGAAACGAUUCAAGUCUUCUUUCGCUGCGGCUUAAAGCCAAAGAGCAUGUUGCAGCAAUGGAGGUUUCACCUUAG
Molecule: messenger RNA, 2959 nt
Organism: Porites lobata
Lineage: Eukaryota; Metazoa; Cnidaria; Anthozoa; Scleractinia; Poritidae
Source: the annotation of a GenBank genome assembly